Messenger RNA from Closterium sp. NIES-65, 2307 nucleotides. The record is from the annotation of a GenBank genome assembly. NCBI's taxonomy places the organism in Eukaryota, Viridiplantae, Streptophyta, Zygnematophyceae, Desmidiales, Closteriaceae.
AUGGUUCCCUCAUCCCCCCAACACUUCCUUGGCACGACCUACGCCGUCGCCACUCUUCCCUCCCUCCGCCGUGAUUGCACCCUCCUCGCCUGCGGAUCCCACCGCCGCGAGUGCAUCAUCGCCCCCCGUCGCCGCGACACACCGUCGCUGCCCCCCCUCCCCCCUUCUUUUUUCCGCCGCCGCGCCUUCUCUGGCGCCGCCUGCGCAUCCUGCCGCGACGCGUCGUCGCCGCCUCCUCCUCCCCCUGCCGCGACCCCCCGUCGCCGUCUCCCUCCCGCCGCCGCGCCUACUUCGGCGUCGCCCGCGCAUUCCCCCGCCGCGACACCCCGUCGUCGCCUGCCCCUCCCGCUGUCGCGACGUCGCAUCGCCGCCUCCCCCUACCGCCGUCGCGCCUUCCUCGGAGCCGCCUGCGCAUCCCGCCGUCGCGACGCCCCGUCGUCGCCUCCCGUCCCGCCGCCGCGACAUCGCGUCGCCGCCUGCGCUCCCCAUCGCCGCGACCCCCCCCGUCGCCGCCUACGCAUCCCGCCGCCGCGACCAGCUCGUCGCCGCCUGCACGAUCCGCCGCCGCGACUUCGCGUCGCCGCCUACGCAUCCCGCUGCCGCGACCUUCUCGUCGCCGCCUGCACGACCCACCGCCGCGACUUCGCGUCGCCGCUUGCACGACCCGCCGCCGCGACUCCGCGUCGCCGCCUGCGUAUCUCGCCGCCGCAACCUUCUCGUCGCCUCCUGCACCCCUUGCCGCCGCGACUUAAAGUCGCCGCCCGCGCGACCUUUUCCUGCGACCUGCUCGUCGCCGCCCGCACAUCCCGUCGCCGCGACCUAAAAAUCGCCGCCCCCGCAUCUUACCGCCGCGACCUACUCAUCGCCGCCCACGCAUCCCGCCGCCGCGCCUUCCUCGUCGCCGCCCGCGCAUCCCGCCACCGCGCCCUCCCCGUCGCCGCUCGCGCAUUCCGCCGCCUUGACUCCCUCGUCGCCACCCGCGCAUCCCGCCGCCGCGCCUUCCUCGCAGCAGCCGCCUCAUCCCUCAGCAGCAGCGUCAUUGGCAGCAACAGCCCCGCCCACACCUACACCUGCGUUCUCCCUCCCACUCCCCCUUUCCUCUUCCUCUCCUCCCACGCAGCAGCAGCCGAGACACCUCAACAGCCACAACAGCAACAGCGGCAGCACCGGCAGCAGCGGCAGCGGCCGCCGCGGGUUCACCCGCCGUCGCCCCUCAUGGCUACCACUCCUCCCCCUCUCCCUCCUCCCAUUGACGCCUCCUCCGUCGACAAGCUUCAGCUUGCCGCGGACCGCUCGGCGAUGAAUUGGCAUUCCUUCGUCAGGAGCAUCCGCCAUGUUCUCCAAGAUGCAUUCGUCGGACCCUACUGCGUCAUCGACGUCCUCCUCCGCCGCCCGCAAGCCCUCCAGCCCACGGCACCCAAUCACCCCGGCGAACCCCCUCCACCCCCCAUUCCUCCUGGUCCUCCUCCUACUGAACCCACCUUGGAGAUCGCCACUACCCCAGCGCUCCAGGAUGCAGCCGAUGCCGCAUUCCUCCACGAUCGCCGUGAAUACCUCAUCCGCAAGGCGGAGCAUGAGGUUGCGGUACAUAACCACGACUUCGCGCUAGCGGAACGCGCCAAUCGCCUGGCGCUCCUUGAUGAAUACAAUACGGCCAUGGCGGACUACCUCCCUCGGAGCAUCGCGUGGGCCACUGCUGAUAACCGCGCCUGCACCAUCCUCCUCGGCGCACUCCCUGGUACCCUCAUGCGCCGUUUCCAAGCUCGCGAGAUGCGCGCCUCCCUCAUCUGGGCCAAGCUCCAGGCGAUGUUCGAGCGUCGCGACAUCAGCUCUGUCGGCGCCCUGUUCCAGGAGUACUUCUCCAUCACUCUCGCCACUUGUGAUGGCGCAGUUGACUACGUGGGGCGCAUGCAGGAGGUCGCUGAUUGCCUUGCGGCACGCCAAGCUGCCCUCCCCGAGCCUCUGCAAAUCCACCGCCUCCUCUACAACCUCACCCCGGACUACGAGUCCCGCCUCCAUGCCUUCACUGAGGCCAACCCCAUGGCCGGCCUCGACGAUGUGGUCCAGUGGAUCAUUGACACGGAGGUCAAGCUUCGUACCCCCGUUGUCAACCUUACCACCCCUCAGUCCUCCUCCUCCACCUCCCUCACCGCUACGCAGCCGCGCAACCAGGGUGGUCGCAGCAGCAGCGGUGGAGGCCGUGGUGGUGGCGGUGGUGGUAGUGGUGGCCGUGGUGGCCGUGGUGCCGGUGGAGGUGGUGCUGGUAGCGCCCUGCUGGAGGACCUUCCGGUUCUGGUGGUGCUGUGA